UUCCCUCCCUAACCAUUUAGAUAGAGAGAGAGAGAUAGCAACGGAGCAAUAGAGAGAUCCCAAUUCCCAACUGCUUCAUCCAUGGCUUCUUCCCUCCUCUCUAAACCUUCUCUGAACUCCAACAACAUCUCGUUCUCAUCCUCUCUCUCAACUCCUCAUCUAUGUCCUUUACGACGCUCAUCUUCCAUCACAUUCCAUAUCAGACCUCGUCGAAGGAAUCCAUCUGUGCAAGCCAAGAUCAGAGAGAUCUUCAUGCCUGCUCUAAGCUCUACCAUGACCGAAGGAAAGAUCGUCUCUUGGGUCAAAUCAGAAGGCGACGUUCUCUCCAAAGGUGAAAGCGUCGUAGUCGUUGAAUCCGAUAAAGCCGACAUGGAUGUCGAGACAUUCUAUGAUGGAAUUCUCGCUGCAAUUGUAGUUGGCGAAGGAGAAUCGGCGCCUGUGGGUGCCCCGAUUGGGUUGCUCGCUGAAUCCGAAGAAGAAGUCGCAGAAGCUAAAGCUAAAGCUGCUUCUUCGUCUAAGAUUGCUCCUUCAACCCCUCCUCCUGCUGCUUCUCCGCCUCCAGCUCCUGCCACUGUUCCCUCUCCAUCUCCUGUGGAGGUUUCUUCGCCGCCUGUUUCUGAUGGCCCAAGAAAGAUUGUUGCCACACCUUAUGCAAAGAAGCUUGCGAAGCAGCAUAAGAUCGAUAUUGGAUCCAUUGUUGGGACUGGACAAUUUGGUCGGAUUACUCCAGUAGAUGUUGAAACCGCAGCUGGAAUUGCUCCUAAGAGUAGCAUUAGCAACGUAGCUUCUGCAAAUGUUGCUUCUCCUGCUGCCCCUGCUCCUCCUCCUAAAGCUGCUGCUGCUGCUGCCACUGCCCCGCUUCCUUCAAUUCCUGGUUCUACUGUUGUUCCUUUUACGACUAUGCAAGCAGCUGUAUCGAAGAACAUGGUGGAUAGCCUUUCUGUGCCCACAUUCCGAGUUGGGUACCCUGUUAUGACUGAUGCCCUGGAUUCUCUGUAUGCGAAGGUGAAGCCAAAGGGGGUGACCAUGACGGCCUUGUUGGCUAAGGCUGCUGCAGUGGCACUGGCACAGCACCCAGUUGUGAAUGCGAGUUGCAAAGAUGGGAAGAGCUUUACAUAUAACAGCAGUAUUAAUAUUGCUGUGGCUGUGGCAGUCAAUGGUGGACUUAUCACUCCUGUUCUUCAAGAUGCUGAUAAGUUGGAUCUUUAUUUGCUAUCCCAAAAAUGGAAAGAGCUGGUAGAUAAAGCCCGGGCUAAGCAGCUUCAGCCUCAUGAGUACAAUUCAGGGACAUUCACUCUAUCCAAUUUGGGCAUGUUCGGAGUGGAUAGAUUUGAUGCAAUUCUUCCUCCUGGCCAGGGAGCUAUAAUGGCUGUAGGAGCAUCAAAGCCUACUGUUGUUGCUGAUGGAGAUGGCUUCUUUAGUGUGAAGAGUAAAAUGCUGGUGAAUGUUACUGCUGAUCAUCGCAUAAUCUAUGGUGCUGACUUGGCGGCAUUCCUUCGGACGUUUGCAAAGAUUCUUGAGAAUCCUGAGAGCCUAACAUUGUAGAUGAUCAGCUGGGUUUUAUUUUGAGAUUUAUGAUUUUGAGCCUUUUGUAUUGGUGGAAGAGGACAUGAGAACGGAUGGUCCUUGGGUGUGGAACUUGAAUUUGUAGUAGUCCCGUUCUAACUGUCCAACAAAUAUGUCGUGGUUUCGUUGUAUUUUAUUCACUUUCUUAUUUAGAAGGGGUAGUUUCUAAUUUUGUAAUUUUAGUUAGAACUAUUUAGGGAAGUUGCAACAACCAUAUUUUUGGAUAUAUCUUUUGAAAAGUGCAGUGAAACUUUGAAAAUUCUUAGUCUUCCAGUAGAAUUAAUGAGCAAUAUGGUUUCUGUUUCUUUUU
This is a messenger RNA of Telopea speciosissima, 1876 nucleotides long. RefSeq names its product dihydrolipoyllysine-residue acetyltransferase component 4 of pyruvate dehydrogenase complex, chloroplastic. Lineage: Eukaryota; Viridiplantae; Streptophyta; Magnoliopsida; Proteales; Proteaceae. Bases 82 to 1545 code for a protein of 487 amino acids. Gene Ontology annotation, molecular function: dihydrolipoyllysine-residue acetyltransferase activity. Gene Ontology annotation, biological process: pyruvate decarboxylation to acetyl-CoA. The record is from RefSeq and is a predicted model, not a curated record. The transcript is spliced from 6 exons. Gene Ontology annotation, cellular component: pyruvate dehydrogenase complex; chloroplast thylakoid; chloroplast envelope.